AUGUCAAAGGGGUGGGAAAUAAACGGUGACUUUGUCGGCGUCGGAGUUACGCUCGAGACAUUUUUCGAAAGCGUCGGGAUCCACCAGUGUACCGUGACGUCGCACCCCGACGGUGGCCGACACGAGUUCGAGGUGACGGUCAAGUACGUCCGGCGGGAGAUUCGGGACCUGACGGACCGGGACCGGGAGACGUUCUUCAACGCAAUGUCGGUGCUGCAGCGUGUGCCCAGCGCCGUCGGGCGUGAAAUCUACGGGGACAAAUACUACAGCAUGGACUACUUCACCCGACUGCACUUGUACGGCGGGGGCGACAAGACCUGCGACCACUGGCACGAGGGGACUGGGUUCAUCAACGCCCACAUGGGGUUUACGCUCAUGUUCGAGCAAGCCCUCCAAGCCGUGAACCCCUCCAUUGCCGUCCCCUACUGGGACUUCACCAUCGAGGGCACUCCGCAUGGCGACUCGACAAGCUUCAGGAGCAGCUCGGUUUUUUCAGACGACUGGUUUGGCACAACGACCCCUGAAAACGGGGCUCGCGUACCCGACAGGGGACGAUUCGGCUUCGUCCCGGUGGCGACGAACGUUACUGAGUACUCGAGAAUCUUUAACGCUUACGGGAUGCUCCGAUCCGAGUGGAACAGCGACUCGACGCCCUUCAUGACACGGUACGACGGCCUGUUCGGGUACCAGAACAACCGCAAGCCGGCCGGGUGCAAGCAGUACAGGGAUGCGUUUGAUCACGAUGACUGGAUGUCCUUGUCGUCGGCCCUGAAGUCCAGCGCCCACGGCCACAUCCACGAGAUCGUGGGGGGGGCGUGGUCCAUGGAGGCCGGCGUCGUCGCGAAGAGGACCACGGAACUGGUCCUCCCUUUCCUGCACGAGAUAUACGCCAAGGAAUUGUGGAGAGCGGACUACUUGGUCUGCCCAAAGUCGUGUUCCUACGAUGUCCCCUGGGUGGAGUGCCAGUGCUCGUGCGACGCCACCGCAUUGUCCGGGAAAAGCCCGCUCGAGGUGCUGAAAGAUGCGGGGCUGCUGUCCGGAUCGUCGUUUUUCUACGACAAACACCUCGAGCUGAUUGAAAAUCUUGAAGCUACACAAGAGGACACCCUCGCGGGCUACACGGCACAAGAGUCCGAGGACAUCUUCCACGAAGCGCUUCGCGUCAUGUGCACCCCUUCCGUGGAAGGAACAUCCUACGAGGCGACCAGCACCAUAGACCCCAUUUUCUGGGUCAUUCACCCCACCAUUGAGAGGCUUUGGCAACUUCGCAGGCUGCAGGACGACGCCUUCGACGACACCUGGGUGCCUUCUGAGUCUGUCUGCUUCGGAAACAACCCGGGCGACGCCCUGCCGCUGCACGACCUCUUUGCAUCAUCCAGGGACGCCUCUCAUUCGGUCUUGGAGGCGUCGUACCCUGCGGGGGUCGGGGGCACGGUGAGGCACGGAGGGGCUAGCAGGGACCAGCACCAGACAGGAGGGGUUGGUUUGAGAGGGGGGCGGGUUGCUGGAGGGGUGGCGUCAUCGCCGAAGAAGUACUACACCAACGCGGAACUGUACCAGCUGCUGGAUCCCAAUGGGGACGAGGUGCCCUACGUCUACGACAACUUCGAAUGGCCUCAUUGUGAUGUGAGUUGAGGUUUCAGGGGGAGGUGUUGUCCUUGUCGUCUUGAUGCCCUCGGAGAGCGCCGGUGAUGUGAUCCGUGAUUUUCAGUUGAUGGUUAGGGUGCCGGUAGUCGUUCGCGUGCUUUUGUGUCUUCGUCGAGACACGCAUAUCGGCUGAGACAAACGGGGGCCCUUUCCAACGGAAAUUCCCUCUUCCAUGGUCGCACUUGGCCAGCAAGGAGGGAGAACGAUGUGUGCGCGCCGAAUGAAAACGCUUCCCAAAACCUUGUUGGCCGGCUGCUUUUCACCACAUCCGUCUCGAGCCUUCGUAGCGGCGUUGUCGUUGUCGCAGUCAUCGCAUAGCGCGCGUUGCAGACAGCCGCAUCAUCUUCAAAAAUGAAGUUAAUGCCGAGGCUUGUGUGCUGUGUCCUCACCCCCGGCCGCUCUCACUUCGAUCUGUUACGCAGGAAAUGGGCAUCCACAUUGGGUGAUGAUGCCGUUCCACCUUUGGCUACAUAAAUCCAACCCUUCUCGCUGCCUCGGCAAGGCUUUGCUUAGACAUGACCCAUAGCGAGGUGAGGGGUCUUUCUAGCGAGCAGGGCUAGACUCACCCUCAAGGGACCGAUACCUUCCACGCGGACGGCAUCGAACCGUGGCGCACGGACAAACAUCUCUUGUGUUGUCAAUAUUUUUUCGUUUUGUUCCUGAAUAUAGUGUCGGAUGUGUGUGAUAACGUCACUGGCNUCUUUCUAGCGAGCAGGGCUAGACUCACCCUCAAGGGACCGAUACCUUCCACGCGGACGGCAUCGAACCGUGGCGCACGGACAAACAUCUCUUGUGUUGUCAAUAUUUUUUCGUUUUGUUCCUGAAUAUAGUGUCGGAUGUGUGUGAUAACGUCACUGGCUUUGUAGAGAGACGCGACAGAGAUGGCGCGGAUAACCCGGGUGCCUUAAUUGUGUACCGGCAUCGUGGACGACCCUUCAAUGUGGAACGGUUCCUAGUCAGUGUCGAUGUUCACACUGCUGUGCCUAACACAGAUGAUCUGGAUAGAUUCGGGGGAUUGUCAAUUGCAAUGAUGGCUUGGGUUGGUUGGUUGUGCUUCAUUUUAUGUCCACGGACUCAUCCUGACAGCACUUCAGACAGCAGCUGCAUGCCCCGGGCUUGUGUACCAUGCACCAUGGUGUUGUUUUUGUACAGACAGCACUUCAGACAGCAGUACGCUGUGGUCGACAAACAUUCGUUUUGGUUGAGUACGGGACACGAGGCGUGAUGCUGCUGCUGUAGUCGAAUUGUAGUGUGUGGGCGUGUAGUUCAGCUGUGAGCACGCAAACGUUCUACAGGGAUUGUGCUCGGGCUUGUGUACCCUUUUCUAGUAGUGUGCGUGUUCUUCAGAUCUUCUGAUGGCUCUAGCAGUUUUGUGACCGCGGACUGAGUCUUUGCUAGAUUAUGGGAUUAGCAACUGGCACGAGUUUUAUGUAAAGAAAACAACAUCGGGAAUAUCUCACCGUUGAGGCCGGAGGGAGCAAGCAGGGGGGACAUAGACCAGGAAGAGCCGUCGAGAGCAGCAACGAUAUCAUGAUGGUUUCGUCCUCUACUUCUACUGGCCGGAUGAUGGACGCGCACGACACAGGAAUAUGAUGUAUGCAUGUCAUGACCGGAUGUUUAUCAACAUGUGAAGUUGCGUGCUGAGACUACUCGGCUUCGGGAAUCACCAGCCAGCUUGAGGUUGGAGGAUCAAUCGUGUGCUUGGGUCUAGAGCUCCCUCAAUUUUGGUCGAGCAGAAAAUGGAUGUAUGGCCGAGGGUGCUUGGUGGAAAGCGCUACUUGAGGCGAGCGCGGAAGAAGUACCUAGCCC
Messenger RNA from Ectocarpus sp. CCAP 1310/34, 3456 nucleotides. Lineage: Eukaryota; Phaeophyceae; Ectocarpales; Ectocarpaceae. The record is from the annotation of a GenBank genome assembly.